CCCACCCCGCCCCGCCACGCCGCGCCACGCCGCCCCGACCGCCGCCAUGUCGGUGGAGAUGCCUCUCAACGAGGACCAUGAGGUGCUGGGCAGCGAGUUCUGCUCGGGCUACAGCGACGCCCUGGGCCGCUGGAAUCCGGGCUUCUACUGCCCGCCGCGAGAGGACGCCAGCGACGCGCUCUUCUGCUGCGGCGGCACCACCUACAAGUACUGCUGCACCCAGAGGGAGCACGCCGCCGACGAGGAGCUCGGCAACUUGCCGCUGAUCCUGGGCGCCGCGCUGGGCGCCACGGCGGCCCUGGCCAUCAUCAUCCUGGUGUCGUGCUGCUGCUGCUCGUGCUGCGCGCUCUACAAGUCCAGGAACUCGCCCAAGCACACCAACAAUGGCCCCGUGUACCGCAUGCAGACGUCGUCCACGGCCAGCGGCGUGGCCAACAUGUACUCGUUCUCGAACCAGAACAGCCUGGCCACCACGCCCAUCGACACCGCGGCCUCGCAGAUCAUGGUGGAGCUGGAGCCCGGCGCCGUGGCCAGCCGCACGGGCACCAUGGGCAGGGGCAACACCUUCAGCGCGAGCGGCGCGCGCACCCUGCAGCGGAACGGCGGCUCCCACGACCCGCCGCCGCCGUACGACGCGGGCAAGUCCCACCACACGCUGCCCCACCAGCGCCACCACCACCAGCAGCACCAGCAGCAGGCGCCGGCCGCGCAUCUGUACCCCGGGGACAGCCCGCCGCAGGCCCGCCAGCACUUCACGCUGCCGCGGUCGCACGGCAUGCAGAACCAGAACAACCAGGGCGCGCGCAGCCCCAUCACCACGUUCCCGCAAGGCCAGCACGGCUCCUUCGGGCCGCACCCCACCGCCACGCUGUCCAGGGUGCCCCGCGCCGCCCCCACCUCCGUCCCGGUGCCCGUCCCCGUGGUCCGGCCGCCCUCGACGCUGGGGGGCCUGGGGCCGGGCCCCCACUGCCCCCAGGGCCCCACCAGCCCCACGAUGCGCAGCCCCGUGGACUCGCCGCACCGCGGAUUCCAGACGCACACCUUGAGGCACCCCCCGCCCAACACCGUGCCGCUCAACACAGGGGGCUACGGCAUGACGCACAGCACGAGCAGCACCUUCUGCCCGGCACCCCCGCAGCAGCAACAACAGCAGCAGCAACAACAGCAGCAACAGCAGCAACAGCACCCACAGUACCACCAGCAGCACAUGCAGCAGCAGAACCUGCCCCCGCCGCCCAACAUCCCGGCCCCUGUGCCGAGCGCCAUGGCCGGCCCACAAGGUCCACCCGGCCCACAAGGCCCGCAGGGUGCUCCAAUGGGUACCCCUAUGGGACCCCCGAUGGGACCCCCAAUGGGAGCCCCGAUGGGUGGUCCGAUGGGCGGUCCGAUGGGUCCUCCUAUGGGCGCUCCGAUGGGCCCUCCCAUGGGAACUCCCAUGGGGCCCCCCAUGGGGCCGCCGAUGGGAGCCCCGAUGGGCCCCCUCAUGGGAGCUCCGAUGCCGAUGGGGGCACCGGGAAGCAUGCCGCAAAAGGGGGUCCCAGUCAACGGCCCCGUCAACGGCCCAGUCAACGGCCCCCUCAACGGCCCCGCCAACGGCCCCACCAACGGCCCCCUCAACGGGCCCCUCAACGGGCCCAACGGGCCCGUCAACGGGUCUGGCGUGGUGGCCACCAUAAACGGUGGUCCUGUGGGCGUCAACGAGCUAUCUCCCGGUGACACGCUCUACCGCUCCACCAAGUUCUGAGUGCCCUGAAUCGUCCCUCCCCCUCCACCCCUUGAAAGGGCUAGGGCGGUAAUCAAAGACCUGCCCAUUCGGACUUGAGGCGGUCCUUCUAGCCUGCCUGAACACUGCUUGACCACUGCCGGGAACGACGUUCUGUAGUUCCCUGAGGAAUGACAGCUAGCAGUUUCCCGAGGAACGACGUCCAGUAGGUUCCCGAGGAACGAAGCAGUUUCCCGAGGAACGACGUCCAGUAGGUCCCCGAGGAACGACAGCAAGCAGUUUCCCGAGGAACGACGUCCAGUAGGUCCCCGAGGAACGACAGCAAGCAGUUUCCCGAGGAACGACGUCCAGUAGGUCCCCGAGGAACGACAGCAAGCAGUUUCCCGAGGAACGACGUCCAGUAGGUCCCCAAGGAACGACAGCAAGCAGUUUCCCGAGGAACGACGUCCAGUAGGUCCCCGAGGAACGACAGCAAGCAGUUUCCCGAGGAACGACGUCCAGUAGGUCCCCGAGGAACGACAGCAAGCAGUUUCCCGAGGAACGACGUCCAGUAGGUCCCCGAGGAACGACAGCAAGCAGUUUCCCGAGGAACGACGUCCAGUAGGUCCCCGAGGAACGACAGCAAGCAGUUUCCCGAGGAACGACGUCCAGUAGGUCCCCGAGGAACGACAGCAAGCAGUUUCCCGAGGAACGACGUCCAGUAGGUCCCCGAGGAACGACAGCAAGCAGUUUCCCGAGGAACGACGUCCAGUAGGUCCCCGAGGAACGACAGCAAGCAGUUUCCCGAGGAACGACGUCCAGUAGGUCCCCGAGGAACGACAGCAAGCAGUUUCCCGAGGAACGACGUCCAGUAGGUCCCCGAGGAACGACAGCAAGCAGUUUCCCGAGGAACGACGUCCAGUAGGUCCCCGAGGAACGACAGCAAGCAGUUUCCCGAGGAACGACGUCCAGUAGGUCCCCGAGGAACGACAGCAAGCAGUUUCCCGAGGAACGACGUCCAGUAGGUCCCCGAGGAACGACAGCAAGCAGUUUCCCGAGGAACGACGUCCAGUAGGUCCCCGAGGAACGACAGCAAGCAGUUUCCCGAGGAACGACGUCCAGUAGGUCCCCGAGGAACGACAGCAAGCAGUUUCCCGAGGAACGACGUCCAGUAGGUCCCCGAGGAACGACAGCAAGCAGUUUCCCGAGGAACGACGUCCAGUAGGUCCCCGAGGAACGACAGCAAGCAGUUUCCCGAGGAACGACGUCCAGUAGGUCCCCGAGGAACGACAGCAAGCAGUUUCCCGAGGAACGACGUCCAGUAGGUCCCCGAGGAACGACAGCAAGCAGUUUCCUAAGAAACGACAGCAAGUAGUUCCGCGAGAUGCAAUGGCCUAACGUCUCGAGAUAAACAAAAUGUGUCACGGUUGUCAAUGAGGCACUAACUUAGCGUUGUUUAAGUCGUAGUGUAUUUUCUAAUUUUGGCCUUAACAGUAUGAACGGCGUUUAUCGUAGAAUGUUUUUAGACUUUUUGAAUUGUCUUUUUGGGCAUCCUCCUGGUGGCCUCUUUUAAGUCAAGUUCAGUGGCUGUAUGUGUAGUCGAGAGCGGAGUCAGAGAAUCCGCUGAACUUGACAAAUCGGUGAUAUUUACAAUUACUCAAUUAUUUUAAUUCUCUAUGGUAAAGUCGGUUUUUGAACUUUCUGAUUCUUACAAGUCUGAAGCACAAUGAGUCGUUUGAUUGGCACAACUAAACUAAGUUUUACUCGUUAUUUCAGAUUUCGGUAGAAUAGCGUAGCUGGAGCAGGUAUUUAAAUUUAUGGUUUUGACUGACGUGUCAAGUUAUUCUUGGUGUACUGUUUGUGGUAUCAAGCGCAAACUCUCCGCUCAAUUUUGUUUUAAACUGUCCCAAAUCACCUAACUGAAGGAGACUGAAACUUACCUGUUGGAGCUCCCUGCUCAGACUUAUGUGAACCCAGGGGCACGUGGCUAUUGGUGUUUCAUUUCCAAAUAACGUGCAACCUGGAUUCACUAUAUCACAUUAGAGUAGUUACACCUUACCGCCAAAUGUCUCGAUGUGGCACAAAGGUGUUUAUUUGUUCCUUCAGACGCAGCUGGCUCAAAAUCCCGUCUCAUUUAGACUAGAGUGAAUCCGGAGAAGUAUUUCGUUUUUAGGGCAAAAGUUUAAAAGUAUCGACUAAUGUGAUUGUGUGAAGUGUACUUAACUUAUUUUCGUUGUGGUCGAGCUGUGCUCGCUUCUCGGCUAGGUAACCAAAGAAAUGUAGUGAAAUGAUGGACACUGGCUUUGUCCUGAGUGGGGCGUUCCCUGUGAGACGCGCCCACGACAGACCACAGACAAAGCUCUGCUUGGGGUUUGGCCAGCCAAUCGUGCAAAGUAUGGAAAUGAUCUGGAUAGUUUAUUAAACUUCCUAGUUUAUAUUAUCGCUUAUGUAAGAUGUACAGAUAAAUUAACUCACAUUCAAAAGUGGAAGAAUGGGGUUGCUUUCUUGUUUGUUUGUUUUCUUUAGUCCAAAAGUUCUUGGACGAAUUAAAUCAGCGUCAGAAAAGGGACCAAAUGGCGUCCUGUGUGACUUUGGCUAAAGUGCUCCCAACGACAUGCUUGUGGCUGGCUGUAUUUUAAAAUGGUUGAAAAAUGCUAUCGAGUAAGCAAAUUUAGUGGAUUCGGUGGAUUGUGGUCAAUCAUAACACUCAGACUGCACUCUGGAAAAAAUCACAGUAAAUCCUGUAGUAAUAAGUACAGCUGUCACUGUAGUUCAGAGUACAGGAUUUACAGUACUUGUUUACAGGAUCUACUGUACUUUGUGAGGGAUUUACUGUACCACAGG
This is a messenger RNA of Thrips palmi, 4546 nucleotides long. Its product is annotated as basic salivary proline-rich protein 1-like. The transcript is spliced from 7 exons. Bases 47 to 1744 code for a protein of 565 amino acids. Lineage: Eukaryota; Metazoa; Arthropoda; Insecta; Thysanoptera; Thripidae. The record is from RefSeq and is a predicted model, not a curated record.